UCUUUUUGACUGACUGCUUUAGUUUUAAAUUCAUCACUCUUUAUAAUCCCAUUGCUUUCUUUAUUUAUUUCACCUUUUUUAUUCUAUGUCCACUGCUUGUUGCUUUAAUCAUGAAAACAAACUAGGUCCACAUUCUCUCUCUCUCUCUCUCUCUCUCUCUCUCUCUCUCUCUCUCUCCCCUUCCUUUUUAAAGUUGAUCAUUUAGGUCCAAAAAACAGGCUUGGUUGUAGUUGGUAUUGGUGCAAGUAAGUGGUGAUGUCGACAACAAUGGAUAAGCAAGUAGAAGCAAACCCAUCAUCAUCAUCAUCACCAUCACCAUCACCAUCAUCAUCUCCAGGAAGAGGAAGAGAAGAAGGACUAAAGAGAGAAGAAGAAGAUCAUGAAGGUGAAGGAGGAGGAGGAGCGGCUCUUCAUUUUGAGGACAGAGCAAGAGCAGCCCAAUAUCCCACUUUCAUAGGGAAGCAUAAACUGGCAGCUUCUAUAUCCCAUCUCCAUAACCAAAUCGACAUCAUCCAGAAAGAGCUGACCCAACUAGAGACAGUAGGUGAAUCCUCCAUUGUCUGCAAAGAGCUCAUUGCCAGCGUUGAAUCCAGUUCUGAUCCCCUGCUUCCAUCGACUAAAGGUCCAGCUGAUGUAGGGUGGGAUAGGUGGUUCAGAGGAGCCCACAACUCAAGAAGUCACAAUCGCUGGAUCUAAAAACUUGUUCACUUUCUUCAAAAUCAGUGUUUUCUUUCUUUUAUGCAUUAUCUUCAGGCAGGGGAAAAUAGGAGGUUCUGUUUUUGGUGCACUUUCUUUGACCAUGAUUUGAAUAACUUAUUGGGAAGAACAUGAUUGGCAUACAGACAAGCAAACAUAAAAAAUUACACGAAAGAAAAUUCAUUUGGUAUAUGCCCCUUUGAGCAUCUGUUAUAUUAUCAUACUAUCUUUUUCGAUUUGGUUUUUUAUUUUUAUUUUUAUUUUUGGUCUCAACAUUCUUUUUGCUUGUUAAAGAGGCCUUAGUAAUUAGAAAUUUUAUUCCAAUUAUUUUUCUUAUUGCCGCAAUCGAAGAUUAAGAACGAGUGCAGAGGAAAUAACACAUAAAACUCGCUUUAUUAACACUUUAUAAAACUUACUUGUACAAUGACUAGCCGCAGAAGCUAUUAGCUAUGAGAGAAAACAUCACACUCCAUCAAUUUUGACAAAUCUACAUUCAAGACAACACAUGCCAUGAUACUUGAACAUUGUUCGGCAUAUAUAACAGGCACGGUAACAUCCUUACGAACAGAAAAAUGACCACCUGGUUAGAACCAAAACAUUUGACCAGGACACGGCACACAUCACAUUUCCUUUUCCGAUGUGCGAGCGAGCAUGGCAGCAUAUGGCAAAAUGUCUUCAAAGGCAAGGGGCAGGGUAACCUACAUUACACACGGGACCAGCCUUCAGGAAGCCCACAGUUACUAGGUUCAACUGCUUCU
Messenger RNA from Prunus persica (peach), 1454 nucleotides. RefSeq names its product guanine nucleotide-binding protein subunit gamma 1-like. Gene Ontology annotation, biological process: G protein-coupled receptor signaling pathway. The coding region runs from base 256 to 696 and encodes 146 amino acids. The record is from RefSeq and is a predicted model, not a curated record. Lineage: Eukaryota; Viridiplantae; Streptophyta; Magnoliopsida; Rosales; Rosaceae. The transcript has 4 exons.